CCACGGAGAGGUGUCAGCUUCGCACCUCAUCAUCACCACAUCUCGCUCAUCUCUACGCCUCCUCCAACAUGGCAAAGGGAAAAGCAGGUGAUCCGCCUCGUCCAUCCGCCAUCGUCGAGGAAGGCGGUCUUCGCCAUCGCUCUCAGGCUCGAGGUCUCCUCAACACGUCGAAUCUGCCUGCUUUGCAGAAUCUCCUCAAGCGUGACCCAGACGCAUAUACCGAGGAAUUCAAGCAGCAAUGGAAUCAUUAUCAGAGCAUAAGAGCCAUCUACGCCGCCAACAUAGGAGCAGCAGAUGCAUUUGGUCCCUCUGGUAGUAGUACAGCAGCAGCUACGGGCAGUCGCCUCGCAAAGGAGCACGAGGACAGGUUCCGCGAGCUCCUCGCCUUUGUCACUCAGCUCGUCCCCUCCUACCCAACCAUCACCGCUGGCUUCUCAAAGGACCUGGCCGACCUUCUCCUCAAGCAUCAUGCCAGCCUCAGCCCCGACCUGCGCCACUCAGCCGUCCGUAGCUUGGUCCUCCUGCGCAACCGCGACGUAAUCGACAGCGAGGAGAUGUUGCGCACACUGUUCCCCCUCCUGUCAAUCUCCACCUCGUCAAGCUUGCGCUCUCUCAUCCAGUCAACUAUCCUCAGCGAUGUCAAGAGUGCCAAUCUCAAGACGAAGAACCACCGCCUCAAUCGCGUCGUCCAGGGCCUCCUCUUCGGCGUUGUCGAGCAAGGCAUGAAGGACUCGACCCUCGACUCACGAGGACGCCCCACCGCCGAACCAAAGGGCAAAUCUCAAGCCCUCUGGGCCGUCCGUCUCGCCGCAGACCUCUGGCGCAAGAAUAUCUGGAACGACGCCAAGACAGUCUCUCUCCUCGCGCUCGCUUGUUUUCACCCUCACCCGAAAGUGCAGACGUCAGCCGUUCGCUUCUUCCUCAACGACCUCCAUCACGCAGAAGACGGAGCAGAGGAGAGCGAGUCAGAUUCAGAUGAUGAGCCCGUCAUUCCAGACGUCUCCAAGCUCGUACAUCAGCGCAAGGUCAAGAAGAAGACGCGCUCCAAUGACCGUAAAGUUCGCGCAGCCGCCGCUUUGGCCAAGAAGCGAAACAAGGACAAGGCGGCCAAGGGCGAUGAGGGAGCUGCCAACUUUGCAGCGUUAUACCUGCUCAACGAUCCGCAGACGUUUGGCGAGAAGCUCUUCGAGAACCUCAGCAAGGGCGACAAGCGUCACCCCAUCGAAGUCAAGGUCCGCCUCAUGCAGCUCCUCAGCCGUGUCAUGGGUGCACACAAGCUUUGCGUCCUCUCCUUUUACAGCUUCAUCGUCAAGUACCUGGCCCCGCAUCAGCAUCACAUUACCUUGAUCCUCGUUUCGCUCGCCCAGUCGGUGCACGAGCAAACGCCACCAGACGUCCUCACCCCCGUGCUGCGGAAGAUCUCGGACUCCUUUGUCCACCCUGGCGUGGGGCCGGAGGUGGUAGCCGCAGGCAUCAACUCGGUGAGGGAGAUUGCGAAGCGACAGCCUUGGUGUAUGGAGGAGAGCCUGCUCGAGGAUCUGAUCGGAUAUCGGAAGUCGAAGGAUAAGGGAGUCGCAGCUGCUUCGCGCGGUCUGCUUCAGCUUUAUCGUGAGGUCAAUCCUGCGCUGCUGCCGCGCAAGGAGCGAGGAAAGAGCGGAAGUAUGGCAUUACAGGCCGGCGAGCACUCAGGUCCUCGUGGAUUUGGCGUUGCGCAAACUGGUACGCAGGGCAUUCAGGGACUCGACCUGCUUGAGGAGCACUACGCCAAGAGAGACGAGGAGAUGGGCAGUGAUGCGGAGGAGAUUGACGAUGAGGAGGAAGGGUGGAAAGAUUGGGAGCUGGAGAGCGACUCGGACGAUAGCGACGACAGCGAUAGUUCGGGUGGGUGGAUCAAUGUCGACUCUGAAGGCGAAGAUGACCUCGACAUCGACUACAGUGACAGCGACGAGGAAAAGGAAGAGGGCAAGGAAGAGAAGACGCCGAAGGAGAAGGCGGCUGCUCGUCGCGAAAAACGAAGGCAGCAGCGCCGCAAAGCGAGGGCACAGGCUGAGGCCAAGGCGAACGGUGUGGAGCUGGAGGAGAGCAGCAGCGAGAAUGGUGACGAUAAGGGCAGCGACUCCGAGGACGGAGAGGACGGCGAUGCCCGUUCGACGGCCACCGCCCCCUCAUCCGCAGCUGCGGCCGCUGAAGCUGCUGUAGCCAGCGAAGCGGCAAGCAUGUCCCGUCUGGCAACGACUCGCAUCCUCACACCGGCAGACUUCGCCAAGCUCAAUGAGCUCCGCCUCAAGGCAGCCGAAGCGGCUGUUGCGACUGGCGGACGCGCCGGCGCAACUGCCAAGCGUGAGCUGGCCGAGCUUCAGUCGCGAAAACGCGCCACGCAAGAUCAGGGAGCCCACGAAGACGACCUCGCCUUCAUUGACGAAUAUGCCAUCCUCGGCCCGCGAAAGAAGGCCAAAGACGAUAAGGAGGCGCGCCUCGCGAGCAUCGCAAAGGGAAGGGAGGAUCGUGAGAAGUUUGGCUCAAAGAAGGGCAAGAGAGAUCAAUCCAAGUCUAGUUCUACGAAUGAGCAAAAGGCAAAGGGCAAGAAUUUCGCGAUGGUCAAGAAGAGUUGGAAUGUUAGGAAGAAGGGGAAGGCGAGUUUGAGGGAGAAGAGCAAGAAUCUCAAGAAGCACAAAGACACGAUGGCAAAGAGGAAGGGCAAGCACUGAGACCGGUAGCCGGGGGCGAACAGGAGGCGAUGGUGCUUAAAUGCAGCUGGCUUCGAAUGCGGUUCACAGCAGUCACAACAUGGGCAGGAUUGAGUCGGGCGCAGGCUUCGGGCUGGUUGUGGUUUGCAGUUUGGCUUUUGAUAUCAUUGGGAAACGGGCAGCCGCAGCAUAUCACGUCUAGCAUCCUCCUUUACGAAUACAUGUCGAUCAUCAGCAACUCCCGCUAUGCAG
This is a messenger RNA of Jaminaea rosea, 2939 nucleotides long. RefSeq names its product SDA1-domain-containing protein. The record is from RefSeq and is a predicted model, not a curated record. Gene Ontology annotation, cellular component: nucleolus. Lineage: Eukaryota; Fungi; Basidiomycota; Exobasidiomycetes; Microstromatales. Bases 69 to 2708 code for a protein of 879 amino acids. Gene Ontology annotation, biological process: ribosomal large subunit export from nucleus; ribosomal large subunit biogenesis. The transcript has a single exon.